AGCUCCCCGGGGGCCGCCAAGGAAAGCGAAAGCGGCGCGCGGAGUAAGCGAGCCCCUUCCACGUGCCGCGACCCGAAGCGCCGCCCCGUCGCCGGCCGAGGGGGCAGGAAGGCGGCGCGGCCGGCCGCCAGUCCGAGGAGAAGCGGGCGCCCGUCCUGCCGCCGCAACUCAGCCGAGUUCUCCGACGCGCAGGGCCAGCCAUGGGGGAAAACAAUUUGAAGCGGUGUCAGGGGGAGGCUGAGCAGGUGACAGAGAUCAUGCUGGAGAACUACAACAAAGUGCUGGACCGUGAGGGCAAGCUCAGCAAGCUGGAUGAAAGGGCAGAUGAACUUCGCAACCAGAGUGCUGCCUUCUCCAAGACAACAGGCACAGUGGCUCGACAGAUGCGCUGGAAGAACAUGAAAUGGAAGGUCAUCCUUGUGGGCGUGGUCGCGGGAGUCAUCAUCCUCAUCCUGGCUAUAGUUCUUUACUUCACCCUCCCCAGUUCUGCAAACAUGGACACCCCAGCAAAGGCUGGUGGUGGGCCCUGAGUGGCUUAGUGGGACAACUCCCAGAUCAUCUG
Molecule: messenger RNA, 562 nt
Organism: Podarcis raffonei (Aeolian wall lizard)
Lineage: Eukaryota; Metazoa; Chordata; Lepidosauria; Squamata; Lacertidae
Gene: VAMP5
Product: vesicle associated membrane protein 5
Exons: 3
Coding region: 201-530 (109 amino acids)
Biological process (GO): Golgi to plasma membrane protein transport
Cellular component (GO): plasma membrane
Source: RefSeq, a predicted model, not a curated record